Messenger RNA from Formica exsecta, 3022 nucleotides. RefSeq lists its product as uncharacterized. The transcript has 10 exons. The coding region runs from base 361 to 2466 and encodes 701 amino acids. NCBI's taxonomy places the organism in Eukaryota, Metazoa, Arthropoda, Insecta, Hymenoptera, Formicidae. The record is from RefSeq and is a predicted model, not a curated record.
UAAGCUCGCGAAGCGAAAGAGCGUAAAAAAUUUUCCUGUCGACGUAUUUUUUCUCUUCAUACCGCACACGGCACACCCCGUCUGUGCCCCCUUUACUUGUUGCUGCCGAUAGCUGUCAAAGUACCAUGCGCGUUUCUAUCGAUCCUACGCCCUCUCGCCCUAUAUAAAAGCCGUCGCCAUUGGCGGUCGGUCCUGGUCGAAAAAGAACAGGACGGGAUUCCAUAUCGGGAGAACCGUCGUCAACGAUAUUGUGACAUAGUAAAAAAUAAAAAAAAUUAAUUAAAGAAAACCGCACAUUAGUCUGGAUUUAUCGGAGGGUAUCACGCGGAUGAGACAUUAAAUCGACCAGUUCGAGCAUCAAUGGCAUCGCGAAGGUGGAUGCUGCCGCUGCUGAUCCUGGGAACCGGCGCGAUCGCGUCGGUUCCCGUGGCUCGGCAGACGAACCGGGAAUCCCUCAGGAGCGCCCUGGAUGCCGUCGCGCGAAAGCAGAGAUCCCUGGACGCGGCAGACACACCGGAAUACUAUAACGAUCUUCACUCGUUCAAGUAUCACGGCGGCGGCGCCGACCGCAAGUUCGAUCGCGACUUCGACGAGGAGGACGAGGAGAUCGAGUUCCUGCCCGGCGAUAACGGCCAGCUAGAAACGGCGGGGGAGGGUCUCCAGGGCCUGAACAACAAGUUGUUCGAGAGAGCACUGCUCGAUUAUUUGGAGAACCUGCCCGAGCAGGAAGAGCCGGUAGCCUCGAUCUUUCGCGAACGCGAGCGAAGCGGCAGCCGCAAACGAGGCGGUGCCGGCGAUCGAUUGAAUCUGGACGAGCAGGAUCUGGCGAGGCUGAUCUUGGAGGAACUGCAGGACGGUUCUCCGUAUGGUUCGCUUGAUAAGAUAGACGGCGAAGAGUAUUUAACCGCUUUACAAACGCUUUACGACAGAUACAGAGCUGGUAGAGGGAACAAAGUAUACGAAACGGCAGGACCAAUGUCUUGGGGCGACCCGCUUAGCAAGGACUCGUCGCUGAGGAAGAACGACGACGAAGAGUUUGCGGAUCAAAAUGAGAGCAUCCUGUAUUUGCCACCUACGUUGGAACGUAGAAACGUGAACGGUCGAUACCCUAUCGGUCGCGAGUUCGGCAACUAUCGCAGGCUGACAAAGCGCUAUCCGGUUGCUAAGAGAAGCCCCAGACCCACCCAGACUAAGCUAAAGACCACGGAUCCUAAGGUUGCUCAAGACCUGGGAGCUUUAUUCGGCACGCAAUCCACGGACACGCACAAUCAUACUCAUAAAUCCGAUCACGGUCACGAACACGAUCACGAACAUAUUCCUGAACACGAUCACGUACAUAAUCACGAUCACGAUCACGAUCACGAACACGAACACGAACAUGAGCACGGCCACGAGAGCACUUCGGAAACGCCGCCGAAAAUGACGCCGUCUCCGAAGGAUCAAAAGGAAAACGCUACGAAGCAGGCCAAAUCGAAAUUUGUUCAAGUAAGAAAGAAGAGUGUCGAUUGGUCGCAAUAUUUCGGCAUCGAUCGUAGAAAGAAGAAGGCUACUUUCACGGCCGGGCAGGGUACGCAAAAUCAGGACGACGAGUGGAUGUUGCAGCGUUAUUAUGAAAAUAUGGCUGAGAAUUUAAAACCAAAGAAUGACGAGAACGAGCGAAAAGAAAAUCUCGAGCAGAUGGAUUCGGAAUUUUGGCAUAUUCCAAAAAAGGAGGAGGAGACGGAUCUGCAGAAGGUGAAGGAUAAAUUAAUGGCGCAAAUGGCGGCGGCUUACUCGAUGCAGAAGAUGCGCAAGGUGCUGAACGAGCUCCUAAAAACCAUCCUGGCUCAGAAAGAGGCGCAAAGGAUGCAGAAGGAGAAUAAUCAGACGUCGAAUUUCCGCGAGAAUAGCAACGCAAACAGUAACAGCGGCAACGGUGGUAAAACGGAUGAUAAACGGAGCGCUAUCAAUAAUAAUGUAGACGAUGGCGAAUUCAUCGAGGAACCUAAAAGCUGCCCGGAAUUAGAAGCCAUUGAAUGGCGAUGCCGAAACGUGGACAAUCUCGCCGGCGAUACAUCUCGGAUGCUUUACGUGCCCUGCGUGAAGCUGCAGAUCUGUAAAGCUUGCGUGCAGGACGAGGAAAUGGCGACGCUGCUACCCUGCGCCGUCAAUUACGCGCUGGAGACCCGCAAGGUAUGCGACGCGUUGGACUCCAGGGAAGGACAAUUAUCGAGCCGGUUGACGGCGGCGACGUCCGAGACCCGCUACGCCGAGCGACAAUCGUGCGCGAACGCCGCGGUGCUCCUGUCACAGCUGCAGCCGCCGGCGACCGCGGCCGCCAAGUGUCGCGCGGAUUCCUGCAUACGGCGUUAUCACGCGCGAUACCGGUACUUCCGCGCGCCGCCGAUGAUGUACGAGGCACCGAGUCGCCGUCCUCACCACACGGGCGCCCUCGACGCGUUGCAGCAAACCAUGUCCGAGCGAUAAGAACGAGACCACGUGGGUGAAGGCUCCGGUUCUGCGCCGGUGAUAUUACGGUCCGACCGCCAAUUGUCCGGAUAUCCGAACGAUUCAUUUCCCCCUGAAACCUAAUCUCAACGAGAUCUGAAUACGAAGAUCCGUCAUGAUUUUUAUCAAGACUCUGUUGUUGUUAUAUAUACAUAUUUAUAUUGUUUGACAAUUGUGAUUUUUAAGUUUAUUUUUUUCGUUCACCCUGAGAAUGUUUCGUCCGGAUAAUCGGCGGCUCACCGUAACAGGAUGUUCGCAUAAUAAAGGAUAAAUCGAGAAAUUAACCCUCAGCGGAUAUCGCGAAUUUUAUUAUAAGUUUCUGUAAUCUCUAAUGAGCCUCCAUUUAGAGAAAAAAUUAUUCAAAAGAGUCUUAUAAAGGACUGAUUUUGAUCAUAUCAUCUUGUAUGUGUGCGUGCAGUAUGUAAUAUGAAUGUAUGCGUCAGACUUUUUUUGCUGUAAUGUUUCUUUUUUAAUUAGUAGAGUCUCUGAGAGAUCCCGCGGUAUCCGCUGAGGGUUAAUGGGCUGGCACACGAAA